Crotalus tigris (Tiger rattlesnake) is the source of this 5496-nucleotide messenger RNA. RefSeq names its product NIMA related kinase 7 (gene NEK7). Gene Ontology annotation, biological process: protein phosphorylation. NCBI's taxonomy places the organism in Eukaryota, Metazoa, Chordata, Lepidosauria, Squamata, Viperidae. The transcript is spliced from 10 exons. Gene Ontology annotation, molecular function: ATP binding; protein kinase activity. The coding region runs from base 374 to 1282 and encodes 302 amino acids. The record is from RefSeq and is a predicted model, not a curated record.
UCCUCGCUUGCCUUUUCUUUGAGACGGUGGCCCAGCUUUCCUCGCUCACGUGGUGGCCGCCGGGAGGGGAGGGUCUGUUUGCUGGUUUUCUUUCUGGCUGAAAAGAGGGGGAGACCGCCUCGCGCGAGGCGAGAACCGGUGCAGCUUUCCUUUCCUCCCUUUUUCUCUUCUCUCAUCCUUCCUUCAGCCCCAGAUCGGCAGCACUCUCAGGAAGGACUUCCUGCGAGCGCAGCCGGCUGGGGGACGCUAGCUUGAAAAGCAAGAAAGUGCCGGGCUGGUGUUGGUUUUCGGCUUGGCAAGAGAACGAGAACAGCCAGCCAGUUAAUGAGAACUAUUACUAAGUAGUUAUUCAAAAGGAUUGUGAUUCGAAAUAAUGGAUGAACAAUCACAGGGCCUCCCAGGUCCUCCUGUGUCUCAAUUUCAACCACAGAAAGCCUUACGACCUGAUAUGGGCUAUAAUACUUUAGCCAAUUUUCGGAUAGAAAAGAAGAUUGGGCGUGGACAAUUUAGCGAAGUCUACAGAGCUACAUGCUUGUUGGAUGGUGUGCCAGUAGCUUUAAAAAAAGUUCAGAUAUUUGAUUUAAUGGAUGCAAAGGCACGUGCAGAUUGUAUUAAGGAAAUUGAUCUUCUUAAGCAACUGAACCACCCGAAUGUAAUCAAAUAUUAUGCAUCAUUUAUUGAAGACAAUGAACUAAACAUCGUGCUGGAAUUAGCAGAUGCUGGAGACCUUUCUAGGAUGAUCAAGCAUUUUAAGAAGCAGAAGAGGCUGAUCCCAGAAAGGACAGUUUGGAAAUACUUUGUUCAGCUGUGCAGUGCCUUGGAACAUAUGCAUUCCCGUCGUGUCAUGCAUCGAGACAUUAAGCCUGCAAAUGUAUUCAUUACUGCUACAGGAGUAGUAAAACUUGGAGAUCUUGGCUUGGGAAGAUUUUUCAGCUCUAAAACCACAGCUGCACAUUCUCUAGUGGGAACACCUUAUUAUAUGUCUCCAGAACGAAUCCAUGAAAAUGGGUAUAACUUCAAAUCAGAUAUCUGGUCUCUAGGAUGUCUGUUAUAUGAGAUGGCUGCCUUGCAAAGUCCCUUCUAUGGUGACAAAAUGAACUUGUAUUCUUUAUGUAAAAAGAUAGAACAAUGUGAUUAUCCACCCCUUCCGUCAGACCACUACUCAGAAGAACUGCGACAAUUAGUUAACAUCUGCAUCAACCCAGAUCCAGAGAAACGACCAGAUAUAACCUAUGUUUAUGAUGUAGCAAAACGCAUGCAUGCCCGCACAGCUACCAGCUAAAAGACUUGCCCUGUAGGAGGAGCAGCAACAAGUUAUGAACAUUUAAACAUUGAUAUGCUUUCUCCCCAAUUUUUUAUUAUUGUCUAUUGCUUUAAAUUUACUUAUGUGCCAAUAACAUAGUCACACCUUUGUUACAGAAUUUACAAGUAAAGACUACUUAUAUUUUUAAAUUUUAAAGUAUUAAAUAGUUUUAAACAUACGUAAAUUGUUACAAAUUAGAGUAAUUGCAAGUCAUUUAUAUGCUAUACAAUUAUUGAAUAAAGAGGAAAUGUUUUUAUAUAGUUUUAGCUUUUGUAUAACAUGUCUGAGUUGCAGGUUUUUAUAGGAAGAUAACUUUAAUUUCUACACGCAAAAUUAUAAAUCUUGAAUGUUGUAAUAAUUUAUGGAUAUGAAUAUGAUGAAAGCAUAAUUACUGAAUUUAUUAUUAAUUAGUAAAUUUAUUGUUGGUUUUAUUUCUACCCCUCUCCCAGGAAUUUAAAAAAAGAUUUUUUAAAAAAUAAUGUAUAGUUUUGCUUAUCAAAAAAUGUAUAUUUAUUCGACAUUGAGCUUUAAGGCAGUUUCUGAAGUGAAAAUGUGGCUUUUUCAUCUGUUUUUUUGGCAUAUUGUCCCACACUGGCGAAACAAAGGAGAAGAAAUCUGGUCAAAUUGUUUGUUGUCUAGUCUUGUACUGUAUUAUAAACCCAAUCCCUAACUUCGAUUUCAACAACUGAGAAUUUGCACAAUGUCUAGGAGUUAGAAUCAGUCAUCAGGUUAGAAGGGAUGUUGAGGAUCACCUGAUCCAGUUCCCUUCUUCAUUUGUACUACAGGUUUUCUCUAUUAUCUCUCUGAAAAAUGGCUUAAAUAGAAAGGAGCACUUAAUGAUUCCCAAGUCAGCUUGUUCUACUGCCCUAAGGUUCAAGUUUGUAGCUGUAGUGUGACUAUUCUCCAAAUCUGUGGCUACUAAGGGUAAGCUCCAGUUAUAAAUUAGUUUUCAUGUCAGUAUUACGUUGCUAAACACAUACAAUUAGUACACUAGUAGAGAACUUAACUUUGGGCUGGAUAGUUAUGUAUGUUAAUUGCAUUGGCAUAGAUGACUCCAAGAACCUAAGAGAUUGGGGUUUAAAAGAAAUUUGCUUUGAAGAACAGUAUUUCCUACACAUUGGAUGAACCAAGGAUACUUUCCGAGCCGUGAAAUGUAGUUUCUUCAUAGCAACAUCCGGCCAUUGCUGAAAUAAUAGAAAGCUGUCCACAUUACUGUUACUUUGGCACUCUGAUGCUUGGAUGGCUAUAGAAAAUAUUACAGAAGUCGCAAAAGGCGUUAUGUGUAAUAAUAAAUAAUAAUCCCAAGAUAUUUGAAAUAUGAGGGAUACUUAAAAUAAAUGACCAUCAUUUGGAAGAUCCUUCAAAUUAUUUACAUAGGAUAACGUUCCCAUAUGCUGUGACUCAUAAUGCUGAAUGGAGGCCAUUGUGUAUUUUUGUUUAUGCAAUUGGAGCCUAAUGAUAAAGUUAUAUUAUGACUGUGGUUAAGACUUGGUAAUAGGUAACUGCUGGACAGGAUUUGAUAUGAAUUAUCUAUUUCAGUGAAGGUAUCUGCUUUGAAAAUCCUUUAUUAAUUUAAAAGACAAUAAUAGUUGGCUGGAACUAAAAAAAAAAGUUUUGAAUUGGUGAUGUUUUUGUUAGAAUCACCUGAAAUGAAAUAGAUCAAUAAAGCAAAUAAUAGUAUUCUAUCAUGAAAGGGAAGAAUAGUAAUUUAUGAUAUCAAGAAAUUAUGUAGAUAAAGGUUUGAUUAUUUAACAUGUUGAAGAUCAUAAAUAAGGCUUCCCCAAGAUAGUGUCUCCCAGAUGUUACACUGAAGUUCUCAAAAUUUGCAUCUAACACAUUGCAAACAUUUUGAAAUUAAAGAAACAUACAGAGUUGAAAUCCAUGAUAUCAUAAGAAAGAGGUAAUGAAAAAAGGACACUUUCAAUCUUUCAUUGUGAAUAUUAAUCUUAACAGAUUAGUACCAAUUCAUUUAUUUCAGUUAUGUUCAUGACUAUAAAAUGUAUGUCAUUUCAUGAUUACAGCCAGUCCUGGUCUGUCCUUCUUGCAAUGAUCUAAGUAAAACAUAAGAUACAUGCCCAUCUGUCUCUUAAAAGUUUAGCAGCAUUGUCCAUUUCUCUGUUCCUGCUGUUCUACUUUAGCUAGGUGACUGAUUUUUUUUUUAAUCAGGAUUUUUUUAUACAUGAUUAGUGGGAAUAAUGAGGUCUGAUGGUCACUAAUUGGACAGAUAUGAAACUCAUGCUUUUUGUUGCAUCAGCUUAUGUUAAUUUGGUUUUAAAUUCUAUCUCCAGUAAUAUUUGGAGUAUAGUUAAAACUUUAGUACAGCAUCUAGUCACAGAAGCCAUGAGGGAGAAACUUGAAAUUCUGCCUUCUCCCUUAGCGCAUGUUUGACUUCACAGGAAAUUCAAAGAAAAUGAAAAAUGCUAAUGUCUGUAAGAUUCUUAAACUUUUUUUUGCUAUGAAUAAAACUAACAUAAUAUUUGUUAAAACAUUGACUAAAAUAAUAUGCCAGUCCCUUAUUCCCACCACAACAUUCAUGCUUUCCUAUGCAAAAAUACUUCAGAAUUCUGUAUUUUUUUCCCCAUUGAAGAAGCUGUAGCAUUUAAAGUAGCAUAAUCUUCAUGUGGCCUCCUGGCAUUGCAUAUUUGAAAAAGAGGUUUACUGAAUUCACUCCAAGUACAUGGCAUUAAUUUGUGUGUGUGUGUGUGUGCAUGUAUGCCCACAUGCGCAUAUAUGGCUACCUUACACAAAAUACUUUGGGGAAUUGCUUCUAAAAAUAAAUGUUGGAAUAAUUAUGACAUUAAUUCCAAUGAAAACCAAAGACAUAUUUGUAAAACUUUCUGAUAUUGGUCAUAAAGAUGUGGACUGAGGAUGUAAAGUAAUUGCACAAGUAUGAAAAAGUUACUGGUUUCAUAUAUCUGCUGUUAUCAUCAGACAUAGUGGAUAGGUUUAAGUCUUGUUAAAAGCUUGCCCCAAUCCCACUACAUACUGGCAAAGCCAAGAUCAAGAUGAUCCUUUUAUUUUUAAGGAUUAUCCUUAAAGCAUGAUCAAGAUAAUUCUUUCUCCUCCCUAGUACCAUCCCUUUGUAUAGAAUCAAGUCACUGUUCGGUGGCACAGAAAUCCCAUUCAUUCAUUGCAGUAAAUAAUGAAGUUCCAUCCAGAACAUUGAUAUACUGAGAAGAGUUGUGUCAAAACAUGUUGGACUAUAACUCCCAUUGUCCACAGUCAGCCAUAUUAGGGAAUGUGAGGAGGCAAAUCUUCGUAGGCUAGAAAUUCAAGACUGGCAGUAUAGGAUCUUCCAAAGCCAUCAUUGGAUCAUAAUGCUUUGCUAAGGGAAGGACCCAUCAAACGGUGCUAGAGCAGUGUAAGAGCCAUUAAAUUUUAUUACCUUGGAACUAUUAAUGAUGCUUUGGAAUAUAAAACAGAUUUCUUAAUAUCUUCAUUUGAUAGGGAGAGGUGUGUGUUGGGGGGGGUGGUAUGUCAACCACCUGUUUGAUCUCACCCAAAUAAUAAAAAGUAGUAACUUGCAUAAGAGGCCAAAAAAGAACUCAAGUUCUUGACAAUAUAAGGUAGGACAGUAUAAGGUAGUAGAAGCUGGGCCAUUUCUGCCUCUGGACCUUCAUUCUUGGCAGAUCUACCCUAAGUUCUAGUCCAAGACCAAUAAGGCUCCUUGGCAAGACCCAGGAAAACAACUCAAUGAUGAUUCUCUUCAUCAUUGCAGUACUGCAUCUGAGUUGCAUAUAUCUGGAAAUUACCAGAUGGCAGCAAAGAGCAUUUUUCUGUAUUGUUCAGCUGCUGUCUAGUAAUGUUGAUUUUUUUACAGCGGAAAUUGGGUGCUCAGCUCUGUCCAAGCUAAACCGUUUUACAUUCUUAGCAAUUGCUAGGUAACAAAUGCCUUAAUUUUUCUUCUGCACUAUAAGAAAAUACAUAUAUUUUCAGAUUCCAUGUAUGGGAACUGUUAAUACAUUUGCUGUAUUUAUUUUAACCAAGCUGUUUGUUUCUAUUCUAUAUACUAAACAAAACAUAACAUGCAUAGUUUUAUAUCCAGUAAUGUAAUAUUUGUGGCUUUAUGAAUAUUUGUGUUGUGUUUGAUUUCUAAAUCUGCUCUUGCACAAUGAUUGUACUCAGUGUUUGGAAUUUUAUGUUGUAUCAUAUCAUAAUAUAAAGAACACACAUAAAAUAUAUGGUAAAAUAAA